Molecule: messenger RNA, 2421 nt
Organism: Colletotrichum truncatum
Lineage: Eukaryota; Fungi; Ascomycota; Sordariomycetes; Glomerellales; Glomerellaceae
Source: RefSeq, a predicted model, not a curated record
AUGUCUCAAAACGACUUCAAGACCGUCUUCACGCCUCUUCCUCGCCUGAAAGGUGAAUCCAACUGGAACACAUGGCGCAUGCUUGUUACAGCGACCCUGCGAGGAUACGACUUCGAGAUAUUCCUCGAGACUGACGUCCCUCGCCCUGCUGACCCUAUCGCUGCAGAGGAAUGGAGAAAGAACCGUAACGUCACGAAUGGUCUCCUCAUGAACGCCAGCGAAUCGGUUCUUGACAGACUCUGCACAGCGGGUUGGGUUGACGAUGGAAACCCUUACGAAUUGUGGCAGGCGCUCGAGAAGCACAUUCCGAGAAUCUCACAAGACGCCACAGCUGCCCUUGUUGACGAGUUUGCCAAGACCACCGCCAACGAUCACAAGACUCUUCACGAUGCCCUCAAUCGCUGUCACCACCUCAGAAAGCGUAUUGAGACCAUUCACGGUCGUCUGCCAGACUCCUUCCUCGCUGUUUUCCUCCUUAACUUCUUUAAGGACCGACUUCCCGAUACGUACAAGCAUUUCACAUCGAAGGGCGCCACCCAUCCCACGUGGAAUGAGGUGGCUGAUACGAUUUACACGCUUGCCCAAGACGAGGAUCAAAAGCGCAGUUAUGCCACUAUUCGCAACACACCUGGAGGCAAGUCUGCUGGCAGUGGGGGUCCUGCCUCUCCAGCCGUCACCACCACCGUCACCUCCACUGUCACUGCCUCCAAGGAAAAGAAGAAGUGCGACCACUGCAACUGUGAUCACGAGACCACAAAGUGCUAUGUCGCCCACCCCAAUCUCAUCCCUCUACACUACGUCAACCGGGAUAAGUUGAUUGAAAAAGCGAGAAAGCACGUGUGUGGCGAUCGCUGCCGCUGGGAUCAGCCUACUUCUGUUGAUGGCACCCGCCAGACUGUUGUCAGAGCGUCACCUGCCAUCUUGGGUCAGUCUGCCCUUGCCUCCAUCGCCAGCCCAGCAGUUUUCACUGCUGCCCGCGAUGACCUCAUCACCCGAGACGAUAUCGUUCUCGAUUCUGGUUGUACUACUUCAACCUUCAACAACUUGCGAUAUUUCGUCAAGUACGCUGAAAAGAGCGAUUUGACACCUUCCACUUCUGCCUCCGGCGCCCCAGUCCGGUCACUUGGCGUGGGCACCGUCUUCUUCCAGACCCAAGACCCCACCAACCCUGACGUUAUUCACGAUUGGACACUUCACAACGUUGAGUACAACCCUUCCAGCCCAGCCAACUUACUGAGCCCUGGAAAACUUCGUCGUGAUCACGUGGAAUAUGAUUGGCAGACCUCAAGCCUCAUACACGUGACACAGCGCACUUCCCUUGCCAAAGUUCAUUGGGUUUCUGACGUCUGCGUCGUUGAGACUCAUGAUACUGGAAAUCACGUGCCUCGAGAUAUUGCUGUCAGCCUCGCCGCCUUCCGGGCUACCCAGCGACCGUCUCUUGAACUGAUGCACCGCCGGCUGGUUCACGCCCACCCAUCACGUGUUGUGGAGGCUUGCCGCCGUGUUGGCAUUCGGUUCACAACGUCAGAAAUUGACGCUUUCUUCUGGAACCGUCAGGUUCUACACCUCAUGGAUAAGUAUAGUGGUUACCACUGGGUUGUUUUUCUGCCCAACCACAAGUUUGCCACCAUCCUGGCAGCUAUCAAGAAAUGGGAUACUGAAUUCUACAGUCUCACCGGCCUCAAGCCCAAGGUUUGGGUUUCUGACAAUGCUCCCGAGCUAAUCAAGGUUUUCAACGACCCCUACUUCGAGGGUACUCGCCACAACACGACUAUUGCCUACACGCCUUCCAUGAACGGUACUAUUGAGCGUGCUGGUCGUACCAUCGUCGAAGGCGCCCGGACACAGCUGAUUGACAUGUCCCUUCCAGAGGAACUGUGGGAUUACAGCAUCGAUUCGGUGACUCAGAUUCUCAACCUCUUGCCCACACCCUCCAAGGGUAACUUGAGCCCUCACGAGAUCAUGGCGAGAGAGCUGAACUUGGCUGCUGAACAUAUCAUCAUCCAGUACACCAUCCGUCAGAAGCCUAUUGAAGGUGAAAAACCCGUGACUGGUGAUCCCAAACCAGAUGAGACCAUCGUUGAAAAAGCGAUGGCACCCACUGAUACACAUCUCAUGUCUCCGCCACCAGAGAACCUGUUGGAGACCACUGCUACACCUCGUGACAGCAUUACUAACGAAUUGAAUGAUGACGAAUUCGUCGCUUCCGUGGAAACAAUGGAAACUGAUCACCAGGACCCUGAUUCCCUCUCCACGAUUGUUGAGGAAGCAACGAGUCAACCGGCAGAGUCCUCUCGACCUCGCCGCGCCUCAGCCCAGCGACCACCUGGUCACUACCGAGCCGCCAGUGGCCGUGCUUUCUGCUACUGCCCUUUCGAAAGUCCUACCCGACGGCGUGGUGAUCCCGAAGUCCUACCGUGA